This is a messenger RNA of Chrysoperla carnea, 4772 nucleotides long. RefSeq names its product MICAL-like protein 1. The transcript is spliced from 10 exons. Lineage: Eukaryota; Metazoa; Arthropoda; Insecta; Neuroptera; Chrysopidae. Gene Ontology annotation, molecular function: protein binding. The record is from RefSeq and is a predicted model, not a curated record. Bases 49 to 3468 code for a protein of 1139 amino acids.
GCUGUAUAUUCACGUAGAAGAACUGAAUCUACUUUAUUUUAAAUAAAAAUGGGUGAACGUCGUGGAACUAAAGCUUUAGAAGUAUGGUGCAAACGUAUGACCGAGGGUUAUCCAGGAGUCAAGGUUGAAAAUAUGACCACCUCAUGGCGUGACGGUCUCGCCUUUUGCGCCAUGAUUCAUCAUUUCCGACCAGAUCUCAUUGAUUUUAACAGCUUGAAUAAAAACGACAUCUAUCGCAACAAUGAACUUGCAUUCCGCAUUGCCGAACAUCAUUUAGGCAUUCCUGCAUUAUUGGAUGCUGAAGACAUGGUUGAAUAUCCGGUACCAGAUCGUCUAUCAAUACUCACAUACUUAUCACAAUAUUAUCAAAAGUUUGGCAGCACACAAGGAGCUUCUCCUACACGACUAAUGUCAAAACGAUCAUCAACAGUUGUUGCAGAUCGUGGCAUUGUGUCUCCCACAUCAAGCACUCCUCCAACAAAGAUGGCAUCGUUGGAAGGCGGGGGAAGCAUUAGUAAUCGUCGUGAUCCAUGUAAAAAGUGCGGCUUACCUGUAUUCCUAGCAGAACGUUUAAGUGUAGAUAAUCAUUUAUAUCAUCGAACCUGUUUCCGUUGUGCUCGUUGUUCGCAUCAACUUAGUUUAGCUAAUUAUUACGAAACCGAAGAUAGUGAAUAUUGUUGUGAGACUUGUCCAGACGAAGAUGAUGCUUUUGAUCAAACUGACGAAAAGAUGGCAACACCUGAAAUUGAUGAUUAUAUCCAACAAAAUUUAUUACUAACCCAAUCAUUAAGUGAUGAAGAAAAAGAACAUAAUUUAAAUAAAGAUAAAAUACAAAAUUAUUCAUAUGAUAAAUUUACAAACGCACGUAGUAAUUUUGUUGGAAGUCAGUUAAAUGUAAUCAAAAAGGAAGAAGAUGAAGAAGAUAUUGACAAGGAACCACCUGAUCUUCCAAAAACAAAUCCACCAGAUCGAAAUGAUAUUCGACACUCGCCUGUUAAUGAAACUGAAUCGUUGGUAUCGUCUGGCGUUGGAUCUGGUGAAGAUAUGUCAAUAAAAGAUUCGAUUCAAAAUGCACCAGAACAAGAUGACAGUGGGACAAGUCUCUCGAACAAACGUGAACAAGAGAAUCGAAAUAGUGUUCGUGAUAGUAAUGAUAUUGUAUAUAUUAAAAAUUCGACAAAUAAUUUUAAUGAUAGUGAUAGUAUUAAUCAGCCAUUAGCAGCUGACAAUCAUACGUUGGAUGCUGCUGUAUUAGACGAUAAAAAAGCUAAUGAUAGUAUAACUGAAUUUGUUACCAAAGAUGAUAAAAAAACUGUUACAAUCAGUCGAAAUGGAACAAUAUUUACACCAGAUUCUAAUUUUACUGUUGCUGCUGCUGCGAAUUUCCGACUUAUUAAUCAACAAUUACAGCAGCAAUUACAUGAUCAAUCAACACUUUUUGAGAAAACACAUUUUGAUAUUGGUGAAGACGACUCUGAUUUGCCUGUUACAGUUACCGCAAUGAAUUCAGAAUUAAUUAAGAAGAAUCAUGAGAAAAAUGUGCUUUUUGAUAAAGAAAUUGUUGAAGAACCGGAAGAGGAGGAUCAGCAGCAACAGUCUGCAACAACAAUUUCGAAUAUUGAUAAGUCUCAAAAAAUUAGUAACAGUAAAGAACAACAAUUAGAUAAUAGUGAUUAUACAUAUAUACCUUUAACAAUUGAUCAUAAAGGAAUAAAAAGUGAUGUAAAUGAAAAAUUAACUGAUAACAAAAAUAAUGAAACAAAAACAGUUGAUAAAGAGAAAUUAAAAAAAAAUCAAGAAGAUUAUCCAGAGGAAUUAAAUCCAUUCGAAGAUGAAGAUGAUGAUGAUGAUUAUGUGUAUGAAGAUGUAUAUUCCACAAAUACAACAUCGUCAACGAAUUUAGCAAAAAAAGAAAGCACAAAUCCAUUUGGAAGUGAUGAUGAUGAAGAUGAUAAUAAUACUGAUUUUAAAGAAACCGUUAACGAAAAAGUAGAGAGUUUUAAAAAAUUAACUAGCACACCAAAAGAAAGCACAAACCCAUUUGGAAGUGAUGAAGACGAUGAAGGAAAUUUGUCGUCAGAAGAUAAUAAUGCUGCAAGCAAACCAGUUCCAAAACCUAGAUCUAUUUUGCAUUUUGAUUCAAAGAGAACUCCUGAACCAACACCUCGAAAAGUAGGAUUAAAUACUUCGACCGGUGGAAUUCAUGGAUCUAUUUCAUCUUUAGAAAGUUUGUCUAGAAAAUCACCAUUUAGUUCACCAAGUGGUACUUAUCGGAAGAAAAAACCAGCUCCACCUCCACCUACUAGUCGAGAUGUUUUUGGAAGUAAAGACACUACUGCCAUGGCAUUUAAAGAUAUGAAAAACAUAACAUCACCGCCUACUGUAAAAUUACGUAAAAAUAGACCUGCACCAGCUCCACCACCACAAUCAACACGACCCAAAUCAUUAAUUCAGUCACCAACAACUUCUUCUCUAAACGAUUCAUCAUUAAGUACUUUUGAUGAGGAUAUUGCGCAUAGUUCACAAAAAAAUCAUAAAAUAAAUAGUAGUCCCACAAAAAGUACAAAUUCGGAAAUUGAAAAAGAAAAAAAUAGUAAAGAUGAGAAAAAUAGAAAUCGUCAAAGUAUGACACUUGCAACAACACCACAUCCGAUACCUCAUCAAAGUGACUCACCAGCAGAUAGUAGUGAUAUAUCAAUAAAUUUGUCACCACCAAAUAAAAGUACAUAUGGUAAAUGGAAACGUAAGAAAGGUCCAGCACCACCACGACCUGUACCGCAACGUCGCCAAAUUAAUAUAUUACCUGCAGAUGAAUUACGUCGACAACUUGAUAUUAUUGAAAUUCAACAACAGGGAUUAGAAAAACAAGGCGUUAAAUUAGAACAAUUGAUUCGAUUGAAGAGUGAAAUGCCUGGAGUUAAUGAAGAUUCAUCAUUGACUCAAGAAGUUGAAGAUUUGGUUUUGCAGUUAUUUGAAUUAGUCAAUGAGAAAAAUGAAUUGUUCAGAAAGCAAGCAGAAUUAAUGUACUUACGACGCCAACAACGUUUAGAAGAAGAACAUGCUGAUUUAGAAUAUCAAAUUCGUUGUCUAAUGGAACGCCCAGAAAGUAAUAAAACUGAUUACGAUAAAGCCAGGGAAGAGGAACUGAUUAAUCGUUUAAUAGAGGUCGUUGAAACAAGAAAUGAAAUUAUUGAAUGCUUAGAAAUGGAUCGAAUACGUGAAGCGGAAGAGGAUGAAAGUAUAAGCACUCAUUUAAAUUUGUAUGCAGCAAAACGUGACGAAGAUUUACAUAGCAUAACAUCAUCUUCACAAGAAUCCACAAAACUAUCCAAAAAAGAAAAGAAAAAACAAAAGAAAAUUAAAAAAACAAAAGGUGUUACAAUUGACGCAGAUAAAGAUGUGGAUGAAACAGAAAUUGUUCAAAAAGAGAAAAAGAAGAAAAAAUUUAUUAGUUUAUUUCAUGUUUAAAAAAAAUUUUUGGAAUAUAUAUUUUUAUAUGCAAAUGAGAUGUUUCUCAUCAACAUUUAAGAAUGACUUGAACAAAGUAAAGACGUUAUUUUUAUAUUUGAUGGCAUACUAUAAUUAAUUAAUUAGUCAAAAUAAUCCUAUUUAAUUAUUAAUUAACCUCUAAACUUAAAUGAACUAUUAUUGCCUCGAAGAGAAAAGAAUAACACAAAAAUAUAAAUAAAUGUCUUCGAUUGUCUCAAAGUUAAAGAUAACAAGAAAAUUUAUUUUUUAAAUGCGUAAAACUAUAAAAUUUAUAUAAAAAAUAAAUUUUUGAAAACUUAAAUUUUUUACUUGAGACAUCGACGAUUUAUUCUGUGGCUUCGUUGACUCAAAAUUAGAGAAAUCAUUUUAACUUGAGUUUUCAGGGUUGAAUAAACGUAGUAAUGAUGCAUUUCAAUGGCUCCAAUAAAUUUUUUUAUCAUACAUAUCGUAAUUAUAAAGCCUGGGGCCUCUAGAAAUAAAAAAAGUACUUUAUUGUAAGAAUAAAAAAGCGUUUUAUUCGGGAAAUUUGGGGAACAACAAAAUUAUUUUUGUUAAUAAAUUAACUUCUCCACUCAAUUUAAUAGAGUUUUUAUAAAAAAUUGCACCUUUGUUCCUUACUCGGAAGCUUUAAGAAGGAUGCUUUUGUAAAUCUACACAAAAUUAGAGUUUAAUUUAUAUAUACCGCGGUUUAUUUGGUCAGAAACUCAGGUGGAAUUACAUGGAUUCGACAAAACUUAAAUUUUUGGAAAUACAGAGAUACCGUUUCGGUCUUAGCCUUGAAUCAUAGAUUUAGUAGUAACAUUUUUUAUAUUUAAGUUCAGAGGUUUAUAUAAAUAUAUACAAUUAUGUUUGGUAUUCAAAGCUUUGGGCGAAUGGUGAUUAGAUUCAUAUAAUCACUAUAUUUUUGUGUCAUAGAUUUUUUUCUAAAAUAAAGUGCCACUUGAUGUAAAUGAAAAAAAUUGCAAAAGUGUACAAAGUACAAUAAAUUACUAAAAAAAAUCUAAAAAAAUCAUAUUUCUCUUUAUUAACUACGAAAACCAUCUUCAAAUGAUAUAUGAUGUGUCCUACUUUGAAGUUACUUGUCGUAAAAAUCAAAGUAAAAAAUUGUCAAUCAUUUUGAAUCAAAAUUAUGUUUUAAUCAUUCAGACUGGUCGCCUUUGAUACCACAAUCGAGAGAGAAAAUCUCACAUUGUGGUCUAAAUUGUGGUUUAUUUAACCUACUUAACUGAAGUAAUAAGAAAAACUCUUACAGAUUUUUUUUUCUUUAUAUUUUGAGUUUAAAA